Pteronotus mesoamericanus is the source of this 795-nucleotide messenger RNA. RefSeq names its product vomeronasal type-1 receptor 3-like. The transcript has 5 exons. Gene Ontology annotation, cellular component: membrane. Gene Ontology annotation, biological process: G protein-coupled receptor signaling pathway. NCBI's taxonomy places the organism in Eukaryota, Metazoa, Chordata, Mammalia, Chiroptera, Mormoopidae. The record is from RefSeq and is a predicted model, not a curated record. Gene Ontology annotation, molecular function: pheromone receptor activity. Bases 1 to 795 code for a protein of 264 amino acids.
AUGGCCACCCGGGACCUGACGAUAGGAUUGGUCUUCUUAUCGCAGGUUGUAUUUGGAAUCCUGGGGAAUUUCUCUCUUUCUUACCAUUAUCUCUUCCUUCACUUCACUGGGCACAGUUUAAGGUGCACAGAUUUGAUUAUCCGGCACCUGAUAAUAGCCAACUUCUUGGUCAUUCUGUCUAAAGGAGUCCCCCAUAUAAUGGUAGCCUUUGGGGUGAGACGUCUCCCCAGUGCCACUGAAUGUAUGCUCAUUUUCCAUGUUCAAAGAAUGGCCAGAGCCACCUCCAUUGGCACCACCUGCCUCCUAGGCCUCUUCCAGGCCAUCGCCAUCAGCCCCAUGAACUCCAGCACAGACUCAUUGUACGUAGCAUUGCUAUUGUUCAUUGAUGUUGUUUAUUUUGUGCUCAUGUUCUGGGCCAGCGGCUUCAUGGUCUCCAUCCUGUACAGACACAAGCAGAGGGUCCAACACGUUCGCAGGUCCCGUGUCACCUCCCAAUCCUCCCCUGAGUCCAGAGCCACCCAGAACAUCCUUGUCCUGGUGAGCACCUUUGUCUUUUGUAACACCCUCUCCUCCGCCUUUCAAGACCGUAACUUAGAGGGGAACCCGGUUCCCCAAGGGAUCUGCGUGUUCAUUAAAGCUGAAGUGUUCCCCUCUGGGUUCCUCCUACGUCACUUGAGGAGUUUUAAGAAGUUCUACCAGCUGAGUGCUCCUCCACAAGACUUGACUCCGGAGCCCAGCCCUGAGCAGGAGCAGGAGGAAGAGCAGGACGACACGGCUGCUUCUCAGGUACAAUGA